CUUGCCCUUGUGUUUGCUGUCGUUCUUCUAAUUACCUCAGAAGUAGCCGCUAGAGACUUAGCCUCCAACCAUGACGGUGAGGUUGAUGGCGGUAGUGGAUACAACCGCGGUGGUAGUGGACAUGGAGGGUACAACAACGGCGGCGGACAUGGAGGGUACAACAACGGCGGCGGACAACAACGGCGGUGGACAUGGAGGGUACAACAACGGUGGUGGACAUGGAGGGUACAACAACGGUGGUGGACAUGGAGGAUACAACGUUGGGGGACGUGAAGGAUAUAACGGUGGGGGACAUGGAGGGUACAACAAAGGCGGCGGACAUGGGGGAUACAACGGUGGUGGACGUGGAGGAUACAACGGUGGUGGACAUGGAGGGCAUGGCAAAGGUAGUGGUGGCCAUGGAGGGCAUGGCAAAGGUGGUGGUGGUGAAGAGGCAACUGCUUACAAAGAAACUCAAAACUGAUGAUAAGCAUAUUCGAGCUGGAUGAAACAUAUAUAAUUUCAUGAGUCGAGUAUUAUAAGAAUGUUUUAUCUUGCAUCAUCAGUACAUACUCCUUAUAUAUGUAAUA
Helianthus annuus (common sunflower) is the source of this 569-nucleotide messenger RNA. Its product is annotated as glycine-rich protein DC9.1-like. The record is from RefSeq and is a predicted model, not a curated record. NCBI's taxonomy places the organism in Eukaryota, Viridiplantae, Streptophyta, Magnoliopsida, Asterales, Asteraceae. The transcript has 2 exons. The coding region runs from base 71 to 463 and encodes 130 amino acids.